Syzygium oleosum is the source of this 996-nucleotide messenger RNA. RefSeq lists its product as uncharacterized. The coding region runs from base 350 to 832 and encodes 160 amino acids. The transcript has 2 exons. NCBI's taxonomy places the organism in Eukaryota, Viridiplantae, Streptophyta, Magnoliopsida, Myrtales, Myrtaceae. The record is from RefSeq and is a predicted model, not a curated record. Gene Ontology annotation, cellular component: ribonucleoprotein complex. Gene Ontology annotation, molecular function: RNA binding.
CCAAUUAGGGUUCGUCUCUCCGCACCAUUCGCAACCAAAGGCUCGACCGGGAGGAGCAGCCGGCGAUCGUUCUCCGAGAUCGAAUCCCACCAGCUUUCGUCGAUUCAAAGCAUCGCAGACAUGUACGGAUCGAGAGGUGAGCAGCGGUCCAGCUGGAUAUCAACCUUUUGGAUAUGGUGGUGGCUUUCAGCCCCCUUCCUUUCCAGUUGUUCGUCUGAGGGGACUACCCUUCAACUGCACAGACAUUGACAUCUACAAGUUCUUUGCUGGACUUGACAUAGUGGACGUGCUGCUGGUCAAUAAGAAUGGACGCUUCUCGGGGGAGGCUCUCGUUGUCUUUGCAGGAAACAUGCAUGUUGAGUUUGCCCUCCAGAGAGAUCGACAAAAUAUGGGACGUCGCUACGUGGAAGUUUUUAGGUGCAAGAGGCAAGAUUACUACAAUGCUGUCGCUGCAGAAGUUAACUAUGAAGGAAUUUAUGAUACCGACUACGUGGAAAAUCCUGCGCCAGCUCCAUCUGGAUCGAAAAGGUUUGAUGAUAAGGACCAAAUGGAAUUCACUGAAAUAUUGAAGAUGCGCGGACUUCCCUUCUCUGUGAAAAAACCUGAAAUAAUUGAAUUCUUCAAAGAGUAUGAGGUGGUAAAAGACAGGAUACACAUAGCAUGCAGGCCGGAUGGCAAAGCAACUGGAGAGGCAUUUGUGGAGUUUACCUCUGCAGACGAGGCCAGGAGAGCUAUGAGCAAGGAUAAAAUGACCAUUGGGUCAAGGUAUGUGGAGCUGUUCCCUUCAACUCGUGAUGAGGCUAGGAGGGCAGAGUCAAGGUCCAGACAGUGAUGGGUAUAUUGAGGAUGAGGGGUUUAAUCAUCCACUGAGGUUGAGCUUUGUAUUUUCCUUAGCUUAAAUGUUACUUUUCAUAUCCUUGUGAACCUUUUACUUGACAAUGGAAGUUGCCUUUAAACAGUUUUGCAUUGCUAAUAGCGGAAGAUGGUUGCUUUGUA